AUGGUACAGCCCCGGCAAGCCCAGGAGACACUCAAGAGCCCUCAGUCUGCACUGGCUCAGCACAAGCGUAUGUUCCAGUCGUUUCUAGUAAAAUGUCCUGCUGGAAUUAAGAGAGCUGCCACAGAUGAUGCUCCAAAUGCCGACCACAGGAGGGCUGCCACAGAUGAUGCUCCGAAUUCCGACCACAGGAGGGCUGCCACAGAUGAUGCUCCGAAUGCCGACCACAGGAGGGCUGCCACAGAUGAUGCUCCGAAUUCUGACCACAGGAGGGCUGCCACAGAUGAUGCUCCGAAUGCCGACCACAGGAGGGCUGCCACAGACGAUGCUCUGAGUUCCAACCACAGGAGGGCUGCCACAGAUGAUGCUCUGAGUUCCAACCACAGGAGGGCUGCCACAGAUGAUGCUCUGAGUUCCAACCACAGGAGGGCUGCCACAGAUGAUGCUCUGAGUUCCAACCACAGGAGGGCUGCCACAGAUGAUGCUCCGAAUUCUGACCACAGGAGGGCUGCCACAGACGAUGCUCUGAGUUCCAACCACAGGAGGGCUGCCACAGAUGAUGCUCUGAGUUCCAACCACAGGAGGGCUGCCACAGAUGAUGCUCCGAAUGCCGACCACAGGAGGGCUGCCACAGAUGAUGCUCCGAAUGCCGACCACAGGAGGGCUGCCACAGACGAUGCUCUGAAUGCCGACCACAGGAGGGCUGCCUCAGACGAUGCUCUGAAUGCCGGCCACAGCUGGGCUGCCACAGAUGAUGCUCCGAAUACCAACCACAGGAGGGCUGCCACAGAUGAUGCUCUGAAUUCCGACCACAGGAGGGCUGCCACAGAUGAUGCUCUGAGUUCCAACCACAGGAGGGCUGCCACAGAUGAUGCUCCGAAUGCCGACCACAGGAGGGCUGCCUCAGAUGAUGCUCUGAAUGCCGACCACAGGAGGGCUGCCACAGAUGAUGCUCUGAAUGCCGACCACAGCUGGGCUGCCACAGAUGAUGCUCCGAAUGCCAACCACAGGAGGGCUGCCACAGAUGAUGCUCCGAAUGCCGACCACAGGAGGGCUGCCACAGAUGAUGCUCCGAAUUCUGACCACAGGAGGGCUGCCACAGAUGAUGCUCCGAAUUCUGACCACAGGAGGGCUGCCACAGACGAUGCUCUGAGUUCCAACCACAGGAGGGCUGCCACAGAUGAUGCUCUGAGUUCCAACCACAGGAGGGCUGCCACAGAUGAUGCUCCGAAUGCCGACCACAGGAGGCCUGCCUCAGAUGAUGCUCUGAAUGCCGACCACAGGAGGGCUGCCUCAGAUGAUGCUCUGAAUGCCGGCCACAGCUGGGCUGCCACAGAUGAUGCUCCGAAUGCCAACCACAGGAGGGCUGCCACAGAUGAUGCUCUGAAUUCCGACCACAGGAGGGCUGCCACAGAUGAUGCUCUGAAUUCCAACCACAGGAGGGCUGCCACAGAUGAUGCUCUGAAUGCUGACCACUGCUCAACAGCCAGGAUCUAA
Messenger RNA from Acomys russatus (golden spiny mouse), 1494 nucleotides. RefSeq names its product protein IWS1 homolog. The transcript is spliced from 2 exons. Bases 1 to 1494 code for a protein of 497 amino acids. The record is from RefSeq and is a predicted model, not a curated record. Lineage: Eukaryota; Metazoa; Chordata; Mammalia; Rodentia; Muridae.